Homalodisca vitripennis (glassy-winged sharpshooter) is the source of this 834-nucleotide messenger RNA. RefSeq names its product extensin-1-like. Lineage: Eukaryota; Metazoa; Arthropoda; Insecta; Hemiptera; Cicadellidae. The coding region runs from base 1 to 834 and encodes 277 amino acids. The record is from RefSeq and is a predicted model, not a curated record. The transcript has a single exon.
AUGCCACACUGCACAGCACUAUCUACCACCUACCACCCCACAAAGCUCAGCACUAUCUACCACCUACCACCCCACACUGCACUGCACAGCACUAUCUACCACCUACCACCCCACAAAGCUCAGCACUAUCUACCACCUUCCACCCCACACAGCACAGUGCUAUCUACCACCUACUAUCCCACACAGCACAGUGCUAUCUACCACCUACCACCCCACACAGCACAGCACUAUCUACCAACAGCACAGCACUAUCUACCACCUACCACCCCACAAAGCUCAGCACUAUCUACCACCUACCACCCCACACUGCACAGCACUAUCUACCACCUACCACCCCACACCGCACAGCACUAUCUACCACCUACCACCCCACAAAGCUCAGCACUAUCUACCACCUACCACCCCACACUGCACAGCACAGCACUAUCUACCACCUACCACCCCACACUGCACAGCAGCACUAUCUACCACCUACCACCCCACAAAGCUCAGCACUAUCUACCACCUACCACCCCACCACAAAGCUCAGCACUAUCUACCACCCUACACAGCACAACACUAUCUACCACCCCACACAGCACAGUGCUAUCUACCACCUACCACCCCACACAGCACAGUGCUAUCUACCACCUACCACCCCACACAGCACAGUGCUAUCUACCACCUACCACCCCACACAGCAUAGUGCUAUCUACCACCUACCACCCCACACAGCACAGCACUAUCUACCACCCUACACAGCACAGCACUAUCUACCACCCCACAGUGAUAUCACCACACAUAGCACAGUGCUAUCUACCACCUACCACCCCACAACACAGCUCAGCACUAUAG